This is a messenger RNA of Colias croceus (clouded yellow), 5309 nucleotides long. It is a transcript of the gene GTPBP1, whose product is annotated as GTP-binding protein 1. The transcript has 14 exons. The coding region runs from base 206 to 5161 and encodes 1651 amino acids. Gene Ontology annotation, biological process: translational elongation. Lineage: Eukaryota; Metazoa; Arthropoda; Insecta; Lepidoptera; Pieridae. Gene Ontology annotation, molecular function: GTPase activity; translation elongation factor activity; GTP binding. The record is from RefSeq and is a predicted model, not a curated record.
UUCCAUCUGUUUUAUUUUCGUGAAAUCGAGUGAAAACUGAAAUCUAUUUUCAUUACUGAAAGAACUGAUAUUGUAUAGUUAUAUCUAUAAAUUGUUUAAUUUUUGAAACACUUGCUUAUAGUAAAGGGGGCGUCGCUAUUUGAUUACCAAUACGUGAUGACAUAAUGUCGUAAUUGUUUUGAGUAAUAAGAAGAAAUUUAACAAUAUGGAUAAGUCAGCAGAGUCAGAAAGGGUGGCAAGUCCACUACCAGAAGCUGAGAUCCAAAUGGAGUCGGAGACGGACUACUCGAGCAUAAGAGGAAAAAUGAUACAUGUAAGUCCAACAACUGAGGAAUAUGAGCUAUUAAAGAAACAACUUACUGAACGCCUAGAAGCUGGCAAUGGUGAAAUAAUUUACGAUAUUGGCCAAGGAGAAGACGGCAAGGGUCUAACAGAAGACGAGUACAACGCGUCAGUGGCAACGCUACAGUCGCUUGUCAGUGAGCGGGUGUCCUGCGUCGAGUUACGGAAGUGGGACUGCGGGUCUGGCAUCGUGGGCCAGUACCUGCUGCGGACGGAGCUCGAUCAUAAUGAUUUUAUGGAAAUCAGGGUAGCCGUAGUAGGCAAUGUAGACGCAGGUAAAUCCACCCUACUGGGCGUGCUGACACACGGCGAACUGGACAACGGGAGAGGGCACGCGAGACAGCGGCUCUUCAGGCACAAGCAUGAAGCGGAGACGGGGAGGACCAGCUCCGUGGGGAACGAUAUACUGGGCUUUGAUAGUAUGGGUAACGUGGUUAACAAGCCAGACCACGGCACCCUAGAUUGGGUGAAGAUCUGCGAGAAGUCGUCCAAAGUGAUCACGUUUAUCGAUCUAGCGGGGCACGAGAGGUAUCUGAAGACGACGGUGUUCGGUAUGACGGGACAUGCGCCGGACUUUGGUAUGCUUAUGAUUGGUGCCAACGCGGGUAUAGUGGGUAUGACAAAAGAGCACCUAGGGCUUGCGCUGGCUCUUUCUGUACCAGUGUUCGUGGUGGUCACCAAGAUCGACAUGUGCCCGCCUAAUGUGUUACAGGACAAUCUGAAAUUACUAAUUAGGAUACUGAAGUCGUCCGGCUGCCGGAAAGUUCCUGUCAUGGUGAAGACAAAAGAUGACGUCAUAGUUAGCGCAACUAAUUUUGUAUCUCAGAGGCUAUGCCCAAUAUUCCAAGUGUCGAACGUGACGGGCGAGAACCUGCAGCUGCUGACGAUGUUCCUCAACCUGCUGAAGACCAGGAUGCCCUCGCAGGAUGAUAAGCCCGCGGAGUUCCAGAUCGACGAUACGUACUCUGUGCCGGGCGUAGGCACAGUAGUAUCAGGCACAACACUAGCUGGAGUAAUCCGUCUCAACGAUACACUAUUACUCGGCCCGGAUCCGCUCGGUCGGUUCGUGCCGAUCGCCGUGAAGAGCAUACACCGCAAGCGCAUGCCCGUUCCCGAGGUGCGGGGGGGACAGACUGCUAGCUUCGCGCUUAAGAAGAUAAAGCGGUCCGCGAUCCGCAAGGGCAUGGUGAUGGUAUCACCCGCUCUGAACCCGCAGGCGUGUUGGCAGUUCGAGGGCGAGAUACUGGUGCUGCACCACCCCACUACCAUCUCGUCGAGAUACCAGGCUAUGGUGCACUGCGGCAGCAUCCGGCAGACCGCGUCGAUCCUGUCGAUGUCCCGCGAGUGCCUGCGCACGGGCGACAAGGCGCGCGUGCGCUUCCGCUUCAUCAAGCACCCGGAGUACCUGCGCACGGGACAGCGGAUGGUAUGGGGCGGUGUUGUGUGUAUACAGUGCACUGCAGCACCCGGAGUACCUGCGCACGGGACAGCGGAUGGUAUGGGGCGGUGUUGUGUGUAUACAGUGCACUGCAGCACCCGGAGUACCUGCGCACGGGACAGCGGAUGGUAUGGGGCGGUGUUGUGUGUAUACAGUGCACUGCAGCACCCGGAGUACCUGCGCACGGGACAGCGGAUGGUAUGGGGCGGUGUUGUGUGUAUACAGUGCACUGCAGCACCCGGAGUACCUGCGCACGGGACAGCGGAUGGUAUGGGGCGGUGUUGUGUGUAUACAGUGCACUGCAGCACCCGGAGUACCUGCGCACGGGACAGCGGAUGGUAUGGGGCGGUGUUGUGUGUAUACAGUGCACUGCAGCACCCGGAGUACCUGCGCACGGGACAGCGGAUGGUAUGGGGCGGUGUUGUGUGUAUACAGUGCACUGCAGCACCCGGAGUACCUGCGCACGGGACAGCGGAUGGUAUGGGGCGGUGUUGUGUGUAUACAGUGCACUGCAGCACCCGGAGUACCUGCGCACGGGACAGCGGAUGGUAUGGGGCGGUGUUGUGUGUAUACAGUGCACUGCAGCACCCGGAGUACCUGCGCACGGGACAGCGGAUGGUAUGGGGCGGUGUUGUGUGUAUACAGUGCACUGCAGCACCCGGAGUACCUGCGCACGGGACAGCGGAUGGUAUGGGGCGGUGUUGUGUGUAUACAGUGCACUGCAGCACCCGGAGUACCUGCGCACGGGACAGCGGAUGGUAUGGGGCGGUGUUGUGUGUAUACAGUGCACUGCAGCACCCGGAGUACCUGCGCACGGGACAGCGGAUGGUAUGGGGCGGUGUUGUGUGUAUACAGUGCACUGCAGCACCCGGAGUACCUGCGCACGGGACAGCGGAUGGUAUGGGGCGGUGUUGUGUGUAUACAGUGCACUGCAGCACCCGGAGUACCUGCGCACGGGACAGCGGAUGGUAUGGGGCGGUGUUGUGUGUAUACAGUGCACUGCAGCACCCGGAGUACCUGCGCACGGGACAGCGGAUGGUAUGGGGCGGUGUUGUGUGUAUACAGUGCACUGCAGCACCCGGAGUACCUGCGCACGGGACAGCGGAUGGUAUGGGGCGGUGUUGUGUGUAUACAGUGCACUGCAGCACCCGGAGUACCUGCGCACGGGACAGCGGAUGGUAUGGGGCGGUGUUGUGUGUAUACAGUGCACUGCAGCACCCGGAGUACCUGCGCACGGGACAGCGGAUGGUAUGGGGCGGUGUUGUGUGUAUACAGUGCACUGCAGCACCCGGAGUACCUGCGCACGGGACAGCGGAUGGUAUGGGGCGGUGUUGUGUGUAUACAGUGCACUGCAGCACCCGGAGUACCUGCGCACGGGACAGCGGAUGGUAUGGGGCGGUGUUGUGUGUAUACAGUGCACUGCAGCACCCGGAGUACCUGCGCACGGGACAGCGGAUGGUAUGGGGCGGUGUUGUGUGUAUACAGUGCACUGCAGCACCCGGAGUACCUGCGCACGGGACAGCGGAUGGUAUGGGGCGGUGUUGUGUGUAUACAGUGCACUGCAGCACCCGGAGUACCUGCGCACGGGACAGCGGAUGGUAUGGGGCGGUGUUGUGUGUAUACAGUGCACUGCAGCACCCGGAGUACCUGCGCACGGGACAGCGGAUGGUAUGGGGCGGUGUUGUGUGUAUACAGUGCACUGCAGCACCCGGAGUACCUGCGCACGGGACAGCGGAUGGUAUGGGGCGGUGUUGUGUGUAUACAGUGCACUGCAGCACCCGGAGUACCUGCGCACGGGACAGCGGAUGGUAUGGGGCGGUGUUGUGUGUAUACAGUGCACUGCAGCACCCGGAGUACCUGCGCACGGGACAGCGGAUGGUAUGGGGCGGUGUUGUGUGUAUACAGUGCACUGCAGCACCCGGAGUACCUGCGCACGGGACAGCGGAUGGUAUGGGGCGGUGUUGUGUGUAUACAGUGCACUGCAGCACCCGGAGUACCUGCGCACGGGACAGCGGAUGGUAUGGGGCGGUGUUGUGUGUAUACAGUGCACUGCAGCACCCGGAGUACCUGCGCACGGGACAGCGGAUGGUAUGGGGCGGUGUUGUGUGUAUACAGUGCACUGCAGCACCCGGAGUACCUGCGCACGGGACAGCGGAUGGUAUGGGGCGGUGUUGUGUGUAUACAGUGCACUGCAGCACCCGGAGUACCUGCGCACGGGACAGCGGAUGGUAUGGGGCGGUGUUGUGUGUAUACAGUGCACUGCAGCACCCGGAGUACCUGCGCACGGGACAGCGGAUGGUAUGGGGCGGUGUUGUGUGUAUACAGUGCACUGCAGCACCCGGAGUACCUGCGCACGGGACAGCGGAUGGUAUGGGGCGGUGUUGUGUGUAUACAGUGCACUGCAGCACCCGGAGUACCUGCGCACGGGACAGCGGAUGGUAUGGGGCGGUGUUGUGUGUAUACAGUGCACUGCAGCACCCGGAGUACCUGCGCACGGGACAGCGGAUGGUAUGGGGCGGUGUUGUGUGUAUACAGUGCACUGCAGCACCCGGAGUACCUGCGCACGGGACAGCGGAUGGUAUGGGGCGGUGUUGUGUGUAUACAGUGCACUGCAGCACCCGGAGUACCUGCGCACGGGACAGCGGAUGGUAUGGGGCGGUGUUGUGUGUAUACAGUGCACUGCAGCACCCGGAGUACCUGCGCACGGGACAGCGGAUGGUAUGGGGCGGUGUUGUGUGUAUACAGUGCACUGCAGCACCCGGAGUACCUGCGCACGGGACAGCGGAUGGUAUGGGGCGGUGUUGUGUGUAUACAGUGCACUGCAGCACCCGGAGUACCUGCGCACGGGACAGCGGAUGGUAUGGGGCGGUGUUGUGUGUAUACAGUGCACUGCAGCACCCGGAGUACCUGCGCACGGGACAGCGGAUGGUAUGGGGCGGUGUUGUGUGUAUACAGUGCACUGCAGCACCCGGAGUACCUGCGCACGGGACAGCGGAUGGUAUGGGGCGGUGUUGUGUGUAUACAGUGCACUGCAGCACCCGGAGUACCUGCGCACGGGACAGCGGAUGGUAUGGGGCGGUGUUGUGUGUAUACAGUGCACUGCAGCACCCGGAGUACCUGCGCACGGGACAGCGGAUGGUAUGGGGCGGUGUUGUGUGUAUACAGUGCACUGCAGCACCCGGAGUACCUGCGCACGGGACAGCGGAUGGUAUGGGGCGGUGUUGUGUGUAUACAGUGCACUGCAGCACCCGGAGUACCUGCGCACGGGACAGCGGAUGGUGUUCCGUGAAGGUCGCACGAAGGCCGUGGGCAAUGUUCUACGGCCUGAACCGCACGCGCAGCCCGCGCCAAGACACGCGAGACACGAACAUCGUAUGCUAGCAGCUGUACAAGAAUCUGACGAGUCUGGUGCGACAUCACCGUUCGAGAUGUCUGGUGACAAGCGGCGUAGACGCAAGCGACACGAUAACAAUAAGCCGGCUGCUUCACAUUCUGCUGUUGCUGCUAAUUAAAUACACAUACAUACAUA